Messenger RNA from Penaeus chinensis, 3208 nucleotides. RefSeq names its product CXXC-type zinc finger protein 1-like. Bases 103 to 2268 code for a protein of 721 amino acids. The transcript has 12 exons. Lineage: Eukaryota; Metazoa; Arthropoda; Malacostraca; Decapoda; Penaeidae. Gene Ontology annotation, molecular function: DNA binding; zinc ion binding. Gene Ontology annotation, cellular component: Set1C/COMPASS complex. Gene Ontology annotation, biological process: positive regulation of DNA-templated transcription. The record is from RefSeq and is a predicted model, not a curated record.
AGUUGCGGUGAGAUUAACCCCGAGGACGGCGUAAACAAACAAAAGAGCUGACCUGUCGUAUUUAAUCUUAUUUUGGACUCUGUAUUAAUUCUUUCUGCAAAGAUGUCGAAAUCUGACAUUGCAAGGCAAUUUGACCUGCCUGAGAGACAAAGUAAGCUGAACACCAUGUUGCGGGAAGAAGGUCUGAAAGAUGAACAAGUAUACUGUGUGUGCCGCACAUCUGAUGUGUCCAGAUUUAUGAUCGGCUGUGACAAAUGUGAGGAGUGGUACCAUGGUGACUGUAUCAACGUUACAGAGAGUGAAGCCAACAAAAUUAAGAAGUUUUUUUGUGAAAAGUGUAGACUAAAAGAGCCUUCUCUUGAGAUUAAGUACAAGCAGAAGAAGACUCACCACCAUCAUCAUCACGAUGACAAUAAGUAUCAUAGAGAUAAGGAGAGGAAAGACAAAGAAAGGAAGGACAGGGAGAAGAAAGAUAAGGAGAGAAAAGACCUGGAAAGACGAGAUAAAGAUAAGCACAAACACGACAGACACUCUGCCCCAAAGAGUAAAAACAGCAGUACUAAGAAUAGCAGUAGUCAUCGCUGUGGUGCUUGUGAGGCCUGCUACCAGAGGGAAGAUUGUGGACGCUGUGAAAAUUGUAAGGACAUGCCCAAAUUUGGUGGGCCACAUAAACUCCGUCAGAAGUGUAAAAAGAGACAGUGUCAUAAUUUUGUUCAGCUUGCUCAGAAGCUAAAUAAAAACAGCAGUAGCACAAGUAGUAGGAAACACAGAGACUAUGAAAAGGAGAAGUUAACGAAACCACCACAACCAUUGCCAGCAAUUACUGCAGAGUCUGGUGAUGAUUAUAUGACUGUUUUAAAAGAUAAGAAUGAGUUAAGUGAUGAUGACUUAUGGGAACCAGGAAAGAAGCAGGGAAAAGAUAAUUCACACAGUGAUAGGAAGACUAAAGACAAGGAACCUACUCCACAUAGUCGUAAGAGAAAAGAACAGAUUAAUGUAAGCAGAAAUAAGAGAAGACGCCAUGAACCAGAUUCAUCAGACUCAGACUCAGAUGCAGGUUGGCUAAAGGGAGAAGCUGCUGCAGUGAGGCAGUGCUUUGGUCCUCAGUGUAUAAAAGCAGCCCGGCCAAACAGCAAGUACUGUAGUGAUGAAUGUGGAUUAAAAUUAGCAGAAGCAAGGAUUUAUUCAGUAUUACCACAACGUAUUCAGGAGUGGAAGAUGAUGGAGUGUGUAGCUGAAACCCGUGAUAUCAGGCAACUUGAAAAAAUUAGAAAGCAGCAGUUGGAGGCUCGGGAAGUACUUCAGCAGCUUGAUCAGAGACAUUUGGAUAUUGACAAAUUGCUUGAGCGAGGAAAAAAUGCAAAGAUCGACCCUAAUGCUGAUGAUGGCGGCGAUGAUGAUAGUGGAGACAGUGCAUUUAUUUAUUGUGUCACCUGUGGCCAUGAAGUGCCUGCCAGAAGAGCAAUACGUCACUUGGAAAACUGCUUCAACAAAUUGGAGAGUCAAACAACAUUUGGAUCCAUGUACAAGACACGCAUUGAAGGCAACAACAUGUUUUGUGACUUCUAUAACCCCAGUAGCCUUACCUACUGUAAAAGAUUACGUGUAAUGUGUCCUGAACAUACUAAAGCUCCUUUAGUGUCAGAUGUAGAGGUAUGUGGAGCACCACUUACAAAAAAUGUUUUUGAAGAAACUGGCGACAUCUGUUUAGCACCAAAAAAGAAGUGCCUAAAACACUAUUGCUGGGAGAAAAUGCGAAGAGCUGAGAUAGAUAUGGAGAGAGUCAGACAGUGGCUGAAACUUGAUGAGCUUUUGGAGCAAGAACGUCUGGUGCGUCAGGCCAUGACGAAUCGUGCAGGAGUCCUUGGGCUCAUGCUGCACUCGACUUAUGACCACGCAUUGGCUGAGAAGCUUCAGCAGUCCCAACAGUAUCAUCAGAAUGACCACCAAUAUCAUUCUGGCCAUAAGUACCAGCGCAGCACCAACACUGCCAGCCAAAACACGAAAUCAACCACGCAUAGUAAGUCAUCCAGUGCAACUAAUCACAAGUCAUCCCAACAGCAUCGGCCAGUGACUUCUCAACAGUAUAAAGCAAGUGACCACCACUAUCAAAAUGAUACUCAUCACAAUGACCAUCAGUACCAUAAUAGUGAACGUAAGCACCAACACACAGACCAUCAAUACCAUUCUAGCCGGGAGAGAAAAUACCAUGAUGAUCAUCGCUAUCACAGUGAUCAUCAGUAUUAUUCUAUUAAAAAGCAAAAGUAGAUGGUAAACGUGGUGUCUCCGUUUAUUCCAAGGAUAAAAUGAAUACUGAGAUAAGUAUAAUUUAAUGUCUUCCUCAGUGAGUAACAAAAAAGUGAUGAAUGCUUUUUUUUACAUUCAGUACCAGAAAGUUUAAAACUCUCAGUACCUGUUUUCAUUUAAGGAGCCAGAUGUUUAGUUGGUAUCAUAUUUCAUUGCCUUGAUCUUCAGAGCCUGUUUCAUCCAUCUCAUAAUUAUUGUUUUAUGUGAAUAUGUUGAUAUGUUCAGGUGUAUAUAUACCUAUUUAAAUUCCUUGUAUUCCAGGCAAGUUGAAUUCAAAGAUUUUUUCCUAAUUACAUUUCAGUAUAACCUCACAUUCAUUUGCUUCUGAAUUAAAUUUUGGUUUCAUAAAGGUGUUCAUCUAGUUUAUGAACAAAGAAAUGGAAUAUUAGAAAUGGAAUAAACUUGCCAGUUUUGCAUUAGUCAUUUUCAACAAAAGAAUUGGUAGACUUGUCCUAGAAACAAACGUGAUACUGAAGGAUAAAUUGUAAUGAGAUAUUAGUAGACAAUAAUGACUAAGUAUUUCCUUGAGAAAUAUAAAAUUGAGACAGUAUUUGAGCAUGCAAUGUUUUGAAUUUCAGUGUAUAUAAAUUAAGUCAACCAAAUAGAUAAGACCUGCUUUAUCUUCAAGAUGGAUAGAAGUAUUAAAGGAUCAUAUUUCAAAUGUAAAUAGUAUUGUUUUAUAUAUUAAUUAUUAUAUGUCAAUAUGAAUUUUGUAUAUGUGAUUGACAUUUUCUUUGUAAAAAUGCAGGAAGUACAACCAAUGCUGCCAUUUUAAUUGUCUAAUUGAUGUGUUUGUGCAGUAUUUAUUAUGUAUCUGAUAUUUUAUCAGAAUUGAUUUGUUUAUACUGUGUAUAAUUGAAUUAUGUGUAUUUUAUAUCACUAUAAUAAAACUGUAACACAU